CAGCAAGCAAGAAGAGGCACAGCGGCAACAAGGAACAGUUGAAGAGAAGAUGGCUUCUUCCUCGUCGGUGCUGCUGGUUGCGGCGGUGUUGGCCGCGGUCGUGUGGGGCGCGCACGGCAUCCCCAAGGUUCCCCCGGGCCCCAACAUCACGGCGUCGCCUGCGAGCUACGGCAACAAGUGGCUGGACGCCAAGACCACGUGGUACGGCAAGCCGACGGGCGCCGGGCCCAAGGACAACGGCGGCGCCUGCGGGUACAAGGAGGUGGACAAGGCCCCCUUCCACGGCAUGACCUCCUGCGGCAACAUCCCCAUCUUCAAGGACGGCCGCGGCUGCGGCUCCUGCUUCGAGCUCAAGUGCACCAAGCCAGAGGCCUGCUCCGGCAAGCCCACCAUCGUCACCAUCACCGACAAGAACGAGGAGCCCAUCGCCCCCUACCACUUCGACCUCUCCGGCCACGCCUUCGGCUCCAUGGCCAAGAAGGGCGAGGAGCAGAAGCUGCGCGACGCCGGCGAGGUGGAGAUCAAGUUCCGGCGCGUCAAGUGCAAGUACCCGCCGGGCACCAAGGUGAACUUCCACGUGGAGAAGUCCUCCAACGAAAACUACCUGGCGCUGGUGAUCAAGUUCCUCCAAGGCGACGGCGACGUGGUGGGCGUGGACAUCAAGCAGAAGGGCGAGGACAAGUGGACCGAGCUCAACGAGUCGUGGGGAGCCGUGUGGAGGAUCGACACCCCCCACAAGCUCAUCGGCCCCUUCUCCGUCCGCUACACCACCGAGGGCGGCACCAAGACGACCGUCGACGACGUCAUCCCCAAGGGCUGGAAGCCCGACACCUCCUACGAGGCCAAGGGCGGCUACUGAAGCUGAUGAUGAUGAUUCUUCUUCCGGCCAGCUUAAUUAAUUAACUUCUUUUGGCUCCAGAAGAAGAAUAAACCAGCCGCACAUAUAUCAUACAUAUGAUGCGAUGAGAGCAUGAGUAUAUAUACUUAUUCAUUCUUUUACUAUAGGGAAAGAGCGUGGGCAACUAAUAAUUUCUUGUUUUGAUGUAUCUAAACUUGCUCAUGAUUGUAAACAUGUCUUAUUAAUAGAAAUUGGUAUGCACGCAUUAA
This is a messenger RNA of Aegilops tauschii subsp. strangulata, 1107 nucleotides long. RefSeq names its product pollen allergen Phl p 1-like. Gene Ontology annotation, cellular component: extracellular region. NCBI's taxonomy places the organism in Eukaryota, Viridiplantae, Streptophyta, Magnoliopsida, Poales, Poaceae. Gene Ontology annotation, biological process: sexual reproduction. The record is from RefSeq and is a predicted model, not a curated record.